Meleagris gallopavo (turkey) is the source of this 1199-nucleotide messenger RNA. The record is from RefSeq and is a predicted model, not a curated record. NCBI's taxonomy places the organism in Eukaryota, Metazoa, Chordata, Aves, Galliformes, Phasianidae.
GCAGUGAGUGACCUGAAGGUGUGGAGCUAGGAUCUACGCCUUCCCAGAUCUCACUGAAGGCUUGCAGUGGAGGCAAGGGUGUCUUGCUGAAGAUUUCUGUGUACCUGAGGCCUUUUGAAGUAAAAUUUAAUAACUGUGCCGGUAACAAGGGAGUUCGGUAUGAAACCAACAGCCUGGACUUCAAGGUGAGAGCAGAUGGGACCAUAUAUGCUGUCCACGAGGUGCAAAUGGCCUCGAAGCAGUUGAUCCUGAUGGUGACCGCCUGGGAUCCGCAGACCCUUGGCAGGUGGGAGGCCCUCAUCAGGUUUCUGGUGGGAGAGAAGCUGCAGCACAAUGGACACAAGCCAAAGGGAAGGAAGAGUGGACCCGUGGACCUGGCACAGCAGCAAAGUGACACCCUGCUCCCCUGGCGCCAACACCAGAGCGCGAAAGGCCUCCGGAGGCAGAAGCGAGACUGGGUCAUCCCCCCCAUCAACGUGCCAGAAAAUUCAAGGGGCCCUUUUCCUCAGCAACUGGUCCGGAUUCGUUCCGAUAAGGACAAAGAGAUCCAUAUCAGGUACAGCAUCACCGGAGUGGGAGCCGACCAGCCGCCAAUGGAAGUCUUCAGCAUUGACCCUGUGUCUGGGAGGAUGUAUGUGACCCGCCCGAUGGACAGAGAGGAAAGAGCUUCCUACCAUCUCCGGGCUCAUGCAGUGGAUAUGAAUGGAAACAAGGUGGAGAAUCCUAUUGACCUUUACAUCUAUGUGAUUGAUAUGAAUGACAACAGGCCGGAGUUUAUAAACCAAGUCUAUAAUGGAUCUGUUGAUGAAGGCUCUAAACCAGGUACCUAUGUGAUGACAGUGACUGCCAAUGAUGCUGAUGACAGCACCACGGCGAACGGGAUGGUGAGAUAUCGAAUCGUGACUCAGACCCCCCAGAGCCCAUCGCAGAACAUGUUCACCAUUAACAGUGAGACAGGAGAUAUCGUCACCGUGGCUGCUGGCCUCGACAGGGAGAAAGUUCAGCAGUAUAUAGUCAUCGUUCAAGCCACAGAUAUGGAAGGAAAUCUUAACUACGGUCUCUCAAACACAGCGACUGCAAUCAUUACGGUGACAGAUGUGAAUGACAACCCCCCUGAAUUCACGACCAGCACUGUAAGUAGCAAUACAUCAGCACAGCAGUGCCCAGACACAGCGUGGCUGUGAUUCGGGGAUGUUUGU